Eimeria acervulina is the source of this 1926-nucleotide messenger RNA. Its product is annotated as cation efflux family protein, putative. NCBI's taxonomy places the organism in Eukaryota, Apicomplexa, Conoidasida, Eucoccidiorida, Eimeriidae. Gene Ontology annotation, molecular function: zinc ion transmembrane transporter activity. Gene Ontology annotation, cellular component: plasma membrane. The record is from RefSeq and is a predicted model, not a curated record. Gene Ontology annotation, biological process: zinc ion transmembrane transport. The transcript has 6 exons. The coding region runs from base 1 to 1926 and encodes 641 amino acids.
AUGGCAAGGCGAGGGAAGGGCCAGCGUGGCGGCGCUGCAGACAGCAACCAACAACAGAUGCAGCCACUGCUGCAAAAAGCAACAGAGAGGAAGGCAGGGGACCUAUGCUGCACCGAGGCUCACUCACCUCCGCCGGAACCCGAAGCUCCCAGUGAAUGGAAUGGCGCCAGCAGCAGCAGCAGUCGAAUUUGCUGCAACGGGAAGGAGACGAGCAGAAGCAACAACAAGGUCUGCUGCAGCGAACAGCCUCACGAAAGUUGCUUAGACGACAUCCAUUGCAACAGCAGCAGCCGGUGCUGUGAACAGCAGCAAGAGCGGGCGCAACAGCAGCAGCAGGGGCAGCAGCCAUUGGAAGAGGAACUGAUGGUUGCGGGGACUCACAGUUGUGGGCGGGGAUGUGGUAGCGCUUGUUCGGCUGCCCCUGAGCCCCAGCAGGAGCAGCAACGGAUGCCGUUAUCCCAGUCUCAGGCUUCUCCUGGGUUUGGCGGAGGCCCGUGCCGUUCUUCGUCGCAGCAGCAGCAGCAGCAGCAGCAGCAGCAGCAGCAGCAGCAAGGGGCGCAGCAGCAGCAGGGUGCCGAAGAAGCGCGUGAGGGCGAUGCUGUGCAGAUACCGAUGCAGCAUAGCCAUUCCUCUUCGGAUGACUCCCGCGUGCUGCGGAGACAGUUGGCUGUGGACACAGCAGCUGCGCGAGCCCGACGGAAGCUGCUGGUGGCUUCAGCGGUAUGUUUGGUGUUCAUGGCAAUUGAAGUUGUCGCGGGCAUCGCGUCGAACUCCCUCGCCCUUAUGACUGACGCUUCUCAUCUCCUCUCGGACCUCUGUGCCUUCCUCAUCAGCUUGUUUGCCUUGUGGGUGUCGCAGCUGAAAGGAACCAUGUCGAUGUCUUUCGGGUAUCAUCGAGCCGAGAUUUUGGGCGCGCUGCUGUCCGUGCUGCUGAUUUGGGGUGUCACUGCAGCUCUCGUGGUGGCGGCGCUGCACCGCAUCGCUUCGCCUCAGAAGGUGCAGGGAGGCCUCAUGUUACUGACGGCCUCCAUCGGCACAGCUGCCAACUUGUUCAUGGCGCAUAUUCUGCACAUACAUUCUCACGGGAUCGGGAGAAUACACACAACCCAUUCGGAGUCCUCUGCAGAAGGAGACAGCCACGCCAGCAGCAGCAGGUGCUGCAGCGGCGGCAACAGUGGGACGAGGGCUUUGCUCCCUCUCCGCACGCACGGGUGCUGCAGUGGCAGCAGUAGCAGCAGCAGCAGUAGCGGCAGCAGCUCUGGGAACGUCCACGAGAACGGGCACCACAAGGACGAGGGGCAUGCGCUACAGCUGCAGCGAAGGGGAAGUGACCUCGAGCAGCAGCGGCAGCAAGUAGCAGCAGCAGCGGAAGGGGACGUCUAUGUUCGAAUGGAAGAGGACGACCCGGAGGCAGAAAUAGAGAGCAUGAAUCUCAGGGCUGCCUAUAUACACGCGGUUGGAGACCUUCUGCAAAACAUCGGGGUUAUGAUUGCGUCGGCUAUCAUCUGGUACAACCCCGAGUAUUCGAUUGCAGAUCCCGCCUGCACUUUGGUCUUUUCCAUGUUUGUUCUCUUAACGACGAUUUCCAUCAUCCGAGAGGCGGUGAACGUGCUCAUGGAGGGAACACCCCUUGGCUUAGACGUUGCGGUGCUGCAGUCUGACUUGGUGUCUCUUCGAGGAGUGUUGGAGGUUCACGAUCUCCAUGUUUGGUCUAUAUCUAUAGGCCGGCCGGCACUUGCUUGCCACCUUGUCGUCUGUGAUGAGGAAGCUGCACGACGCGUUUUGCGCGCAGCUACUCUUCUGUGCCAGCGCAAACACGGCAUUCUACAUACGACUAUCCAAACGGACUUUUCUUCCGAUGCCUCCUGCUGCGACACGGAAGCUCACCAAAAGUGCAUGGAGCCUUUAACCAGAGCGGAGCUCUGA